AUGGCGGCUCUACCGUUGCCAGAUCUCAACCUUCCCAAAGGUGAUCAAGUCAUCAACGUUCAUGCCAUUGACACAACAACGACUCUAGUCUGUGAUGCUUUUGCUUUUAUUGAGCCUACACAGCCAGGUCAUGAGAAAAUUAACAUGAAGACCAUGUGCUUUCUGCUUGAGCACAAAACUUCGGAGGCUUCCGAAUACGUUCUAUUUGACUGUGGCUCUCGCAAAGACUUCUGGAAUGGCUCUCCUACAGCUAGUAGGAUGAUUGGCGGCCACGUGCCGGCGCUGGUAGUCGAAAAGGGUGUUGAUCAGAUCCUAGUAGAAGGCGGACUUGACCUCGCCCAGCUUAAGGCAUUAGUAUGGAGCCACUGGCAUUGGGACCAUAUUGGCGACGCCUCUAAGUUUCCAGCCACAGUUGACAUUGUCGUUGGACCUGGCUUCAGAGAGAAUUUCACUCCUGGCUACCCGGAAGAUCCCCGCGGAGUUGUCUUAGCCAAAGAUAUGGAGGGACACGAACUAUUUGAGCCAGUCUUUGAUAUAGACGUUGCAGGAUUCCGAGCAUAUGAUUUCUUUGGCGACGGCUCCUUCUAUCUUUUGAAUGUUCCCGGCCAUGCGAUUGGUCAUAUUUGCGGGCUUGCACGAACGACAGCAGACACCUUCGUGUUUCUGGGAGGCGACUGCUGUCACUUCACGGGGGUAUUUCGCCCUUCUCCGUACGCACCACUGCCAAUACACAUUCCUGCAGGAGUGUUGGAUGAGUUUUAUCCAACUCCAUGCCCUUGCUCCGUAUUCGAGGCGAGCCACGCGGUAGUCAGCAGGGGGCAUGACAAGACGGGGCUCGACCACCUUGAGCGAGCAACUGCCACCAGGACGACGCCCUUUUAUAAAAUAUCGCGAGCCAAGGGGAGUGCUUAUACGUUUGCCGAACUAGCACAGCAGAGUGUCAAUAGGUUGCAGCCCCUCGAUGCACACCCACACGUCUUAAUCUGCCUGGCGCACGACGGCAAGCUGAUGGAGUUGUUACCAUUGUUUAACCAAGAUCCAAACAACAUUAUCAACGACUGGAAGUCAUGGGGCAUAAAGGACAGAUCAAGAUGGGAUUUCCUAAAUGAACUGCCAAAGGGCCGGGCGGAGGGCCGGAAACCCCUGUUUGAUGGCAUCUAUCGUAACCACACGAGACUACAUUGGGAUGGGGAUUCGGAUUUCGUUGAAACACCUAAGUGA
Messenger RNA from Clonostachys rhizophaga, 1221 nucleotides. Lineage: Eukaryota; Fungi; Ascomycota; Sordariomycetes; Hypocreales; Bionectriaceae. The record is from the annotation of a GenBank genome assembly.